Messenger RNA from Solea solea (common sole), 2124 nucleotides. It is a transcript of the gene tmtops2b, whose product is annotated as teleost multiple tissue opsin 2b. Gene Ontology annotation, biological process: G protein-coupled receptor signaling pathway; visual perception. The record is from RefSeq and is a predicted model, not a curated record. The coding region runs from base 401 to 1540 and encodes 379 amino acids. Gene Ontology annotation, molecular function: G protein-coupled receptor activity. The transcript has 4 exons. Lineage: Eukaryota; Metazoa; Chordata; Actinopteri; Pleuronectiformes; Soleidae. Gene Ontology annotation, cellular component: membrane; photoreceptor outer segment.
GGAGCCUCGAUUGUGAAACGUGGAUUUGCGAUCCAUCCCAAACUAAAACGGAACAUUUCCGUAACACGAAGUACACAACAGGAGAGAGAUUGAGUCUUUGUGUAAACUGGAGGAGAAAAGAAUAUUUACAAUAUCCUUUAAAUGAACUGUGGUGACUGAGGGAGAUGCGUUUAGGUAACAGGUGGCACUUUGCUUUUGUGUCAGUUUCUUCUCCUUCUCCUCCUUCUUCUUCUUCUUCAUCAUCACCAUCAGUGGGGGAAUGUGCGUUUUGAACACGGGGGUCGCGCAGGUCGCACGUGCCAAAGGAACAACAGCAUGGACGCAGCGUCUUCGUGAACUUUAGAGGUGAGCGAUGCGCUGCUCAGAGCGGAGUCAAGAGUGAAAAGACGAGCUCCGAUGAAUGGACACCAGGAUGUUUUCUGGUCAGGAUGGUCUGAAUUACAGCUUCAACCUGAGCGAUGGGCAGGAGCUGCUGGACACGCCGGCGUACCGGGGCAGACUCUCCCCGACGGGCUUCACCGUGCUGUCCGUGGUGCUGGGCUUCAUCAUGACUUUCGGCUUCCUCAACAACUUAGUCGUGCUGCUCCUGUUCUGCAAGUUCAAGAAGCUGCGGACGCCGGUGAACAUGCUGCUGCUGAACAUCAGCGUCAGUGACAUGCUGGUGUGUUUGUUCGGCACCACGCUCAGCUUCGCCUCCAGCGUCCGCGGCAAGUGGCUGCUGGGGCGCAGCGGCUGCAGCUGGUACGGCUUCAUAAACUCCUGCUUUGGUAUCGUGUCGCUGAUCUCCCUGGUGAUCCUCGCUUACGACCGCUACAGCACUCUGACCGUGUACAACAAACACGGACCAAGCUACCGGAAGCCCCUGCUGGCCGUCGGGGGCUCUUGGCUGUACUCCCUGUUGUGGACAGUGCCCCCACUACUGGGCUGGAGCAGCUACGGCAUAGAGGGCGCAGGGACAAGCUGCUCCGUGUCAUGGACGGUUCGCACCGCGCAGUCGCACGCCUACAUAAUCUGUCUCUUCACUUUCUGUCUGGGUCUCCCGGUCCUGGUGAUGGUCUACUGCUAUGGUAGGCUGCUGUGGGCCGUCAAACAGGUGGGUAAGGUCCGGAAGACGGCGGCGCGCAGGAGAGAGUACCACAUCCUGUUCAUGGUGCUGACCACGGCCCUCUGCUACCUGCUCUGCUGGAUGCCGUACGGCGUGGUGGCCAUGAUGGCGACGUUCGGUCCGCCCCACAUCAUCAGCCCUGUGGCCAGCGUGGUGCCGUCGCUGCUGGCCAAGAGCAGCACAGUCAUCAACCCCAUCAUUUAUAUACUUAUGAAUAAACAGUUCUACAAAUGUUUCCUGACCCUCUUCCACUGCCCCCACUGGUCGUCGGACUACGGCAACACCUCCCUCGCUUCCAAGACGACGGUGAUCCAGCUGCACCGCCGCGUCUGCAGCAACACGGUGGCGUGCACCGCCCAGAUCUCCACCACCCUCAACCCGUGCAGCAGCACGCCGGGCACCAAGAGAACCACGGCCCCGGUGGCCAAAACCUGAGGAGCGCGGGGGGAACCCUCGGAGCGAACGAAUAAACCCCAUAACAAUGUGAACUACAGUGAAAUGUGGACUCCAAACCCCCAUGCAUUUUAGAUAAAUUAUUGAGUGUGAGCUUGUGUUGUGUUGUACAGACUCUGCACAUGAUGUCUUUUGAUCAGUGGAGCACCCUCUGUUAUUAUUAUCAUUAAUAAUAAUUAUUAUUAUUAUUAUUAUUUCUAACCUGUUUUUCUUGUGCAAAGCAAAAACCUUUCCGUCAAUUCUGCGUCUCCGUCGUUGUGUUGCUGUAAAUGCCAGAGGCGGUCAGUGGUAGAUUAGCGCUGCAAGACGGUGUUUAAGUGGAUCGAUGUACAUGUCGUUUGACUUUUGUCUCUUCUUCCUCUUUCCUCCACUGUUCUGCUCUCACUGUAAAUAUCCCAGUGCAUAUUAUGGUCUGCAUGUGACCUUCAAUUCGGUUCCUUUGUUUGUGUGGCUACGUUUUCUGUCGCAUGGUUUUUUGUUUUGUUUGUUUCUUUUGUGUUUGGUGCCUGAUGUUUUCAGAUGUUUCCUGAUUGCCCACAGUCCACCUGUCGUCGUCCCCCCCCUCC